This is a messenger RNA of Urocitellus parryii (Arctic ground squirrel), 918 nucleotides long. It is a transcript of the gene Rhbdl2, whose product is annotated as rhomboid like 2. Gene Ontology annotation, cellular component: membrane. The record is from RefSeq and is a predicted model, not a curated record. Gene Ontology annotation, molecular function: serine-type endopeptidase activity. NCBI's taxonomy places the organism in Eukaryota, Metazoa, Chordata, Mammalia, Rodentia, Sciuridae.
GGACUCCAGACAAUGGCUGCUGCUCAUGAUUUGGAGAUGGAGAGUGUGAAUUUGAAUAUGGAGAGAGAGAACAAAGAGCUGGAAGAAGAGAAAACUUGGGUGGAUGGGGGAGGAAAAGACCCCCCCAAGGGUAGAAAGGUCCACAGGAUCGUCUCCAAGUGGAUGCUUCCGGAACCAGUCCGAAAAACUUACCUGGAGAGAGCUAACUGCCUCCCGCCCCCAGUGUUCAUCAUCUCCAUCAGCCUGGCCGAGCUGGCAGUGUUUAUUUACUAUGCUGUGUGGAAGCCUCAAAAACAGUGGAUCACCUUGGACACAGGCAUYCUGGAGAGUCCCUUAACCUACAGUCCUGAGAAGAGAGAGGAAGCCUGGAGGUUUAUCUCCUACAUGCUGGUCCAUGCGGGAGUUCAGCACAUUGUGGGGAAUCUUCUUAUGCAGCUGGUUUUGGGAAUUCCCUUGGAAAUGGUCCACAAAGGCCUCCGAGUGGGGCUGGUAUACCUGGCAGGAGUGAUUGCAGGUUCCCUUGCCAGUUCCAUUUUUGAUCCACUCAGGUUUCUUGUGGGUGCUUCAGGAGGAGUCUAUGCCCUGAUGGGAGGUUAUUUUAUGAAUGUUCUAGUGAAUUUUCGAGAAAUGAUUCCUGUCUUAGGAAUUUUCAGACUACUGGUCAUCAUCCUUAUAGUUGUGUCAGACAUGGGAUUUGCUCUCUACAGAAGGUUCUUUGUCCCUGAAAAUGGGUCUCCGGUGUCCUUUGCAGCUCACAUCGCAGGUGGAUUUGCUGGAAUGUCCAUAGGUUAUACUGUGUUUAGCUGCUUUGAUAAAGCACUGCUGAAAGAUCCAAGGUUUUGGAUAGCAAUUGCUGCUUAUUUAGCUUGUGUCUUAUUUGCUGUAUUUUUCAACAUUUUCCUGUCCCCAGCAAACUGA